GGAGAGUCGGUCCACAGAGUCGGAAGCAUCGGUUGCUAUACUAGACUACACAUAGACAGUCUACAGUGAGUACAAGUUCGAUACUUCCAACCUACGUUCUCAACAAAUUUCGUAAAAAUAUCGACUUCUGCCACAGGCAAACCUUCACGUCAAGAUGAAGCGAGUCCUACUUCUCUCCCUGGCAGUCCUGGCCGUGGUCUCCUACACCGAGGCGAAAUCCCAGGGCACGCACAAGUACGAUGGCAGCAUCAGCUUCGAUCUCUUUGGUAACAGCUCGGUUCAACGCCAGCACGCUCUGAACAUCCUCUGGAAAGCAGUUCAAGACGCCUUCGGAAAAGCCAACGGUAUCAGUUCGCAGGGCGAAGGAGACCACAACGGCAGUGGAAGGAUUUCCGGUACCGUCAACUUCGCCGGUGAACGAGAACGGGGUGAUAAGGACAAGAACACGACAAGCACGGCGAUCAAGAAGGUUGAAGUUCAGGAGCUCGAGGGUGAGAGUGUCGAGGAGAUCGUUACUUUCGAGGACAAUGCUUAGAUCGAUUGUAUGUGUAGAUAUUUAAUUUUACCUCUUUUGUUAUGGACACGUUGUAGUUACCUGUAAUAAAUCGCUCGCUUUUGCACGAAAAAACAAA
This is a messenger RNA of Nasonia vitripennis (jewel wasp), 632 nucleotides long. RefSeq lists its product as uncharacterized. The record is from RefSeq and is a predicted model, not a curated record. The coding region runs from base 155 to 535 and encodes 126 amino acids. Lineage: Eukaryota; Metazoa; Arthropoda; Insecta; Hymenoptera; Pteromalidae. The transcript is spliced from 2 exons.